Alosa sapidissima (American shad) is the source of this 6378-nucleotide messenger RNA. RefSeq names its product BAF chromatin remodeling complex subunit BCL11A a (gene bcl11aa). Bases 401 to 2965 code for a protein of 854 amino acids. Gene Ontology annotation, biological process: regulation of transcription by RNA polymerase II; negative regulation of dendrite development. Gene Ontology annotation, molecular function: DNA-binding transcription factor activity; RNA polymerase II cis-regulatory region sequence-specific DNA binding. Lineage: Eukaryota; Metazoa; Chordata; Actinopteri; Clupeiformes; Clupeidae. The record is from RefSeq and is a predicted model, not a curated record. The transcript is spliced from 3 exons. Gene Ontology annotation, cellular component: nucleus.
CUGUCCAUUGGCUUCUUCGGGUCUAUUUUUCAUGUCCAGCCCCUAAUGAGUGUCCAUUGGUUUUGUUAUUUCCACUCCCUCCUCCCACUCCCCGGCUUUGCCCUGCCCAUGUUUUGUAUGUCUGUGUCCAUCCAUCUCCUGACGUUCAAGUUCGCAGGGACGUCACGUCCGCACUUGAACUUGCAGCUCAGGGGGGCUUUUGCCAUUUUUUCAUCUCUCUCUCUCUCUUUUCAAAAAAGCCAUGACGGCUAUCCCACAAUCCAUCUUCCCUGCGCCAUCUUUGUAUUAUUUCUAAUUUAUUUUGGAUGUCAAAGGCAUUGAUGAAGAUAUUUUCUCUGGAGUCUCCCUUCUAACCCGGCUCUCCCGAUGUGAACCGAGCUGAAAGCCACCACCAACCACCAUGUCUCGCCGCAAGCAAGGCAAACCCCAGCACUUAAGCAAACGGGAUUUUUCGCCCGAGCCGCUGUCCGCCGCCGUGCUCUCGGAUGAGCGGCAGGAACACCGUGGGCUGGUACAGCUCGCUCCGGAAGGAGACCAGGACCUGCUCACCUGUGGCCAGUGCCAGAUGAACUUCCCUCUCGGGGAUAUCCUAAUUUUUAUCGAGCACAAGAGGAAGCAAUGCAAUGGCACCUUGUGCAUGGACAAGGCAGUGGAUAAGGCUCCGUCGCCGCCACAUGGUGAACUGAGAAGGGCCUCCAACCCUGUGGAGGUGGGCAUCCAGGUCACGCCCGAGGAUGAUGACUGCUUAUCCACGUCCUCCCGAGGAAUUUGCCCCAAACAGGAAAACAUUACAGGUAAAGAUGAGCCCAGCAGCUACACUUGCACAACCUGUAAGCAGCCGUUCGGCAGCGCGUGGUUCUUGCUGCAGCAUGCCCAGAACAUGCACGGCUUUCGCAUCUACCUGGAGAGCGAGCACGGGAGUCCACUCACCCCGCGCGUGGGCGGAGACUGCGCCUCCCAGCCGCCCCUCCACGGCAUGCACCUGCCCGAGGUGAGCCCCUUCAACCUGCUGCGGAUACCCAACUCCGUGUCGGGGCGCGAGGGGAACGUUGGCGUCGGCGGCGGCGGCGGCGGCGGUCGCUUCCCUCCAACCCCACCGCUUUUCAGCCCUCCGCCCCGGCACCACCUGGACCCGCACCGCAUGGAGCACCUGAGCCCAGAGGACCUGGCGCUGGCGACCCACCACCCGAGUGCCUUCGACAGGGUGCCGCGCCUCAACCCCAUGCCCCUGGACCUGCCGGCCAUGGACUUCUCGCGCCGGCUGAGGGAGCUGGCCGGCAACAACGCGGGCUCCACGCCGCCGCUGUCGCCCAACCGGCCCAGCCCUAUGCAACGGCUGCUGCAACCAUUCCAGCCGGGCGCCAAGCCGCCCCCGUUCCUGUCCACUCCGCCACUCCCGUCCAUGCAGUCGCCCUCGGGCGGCUCCCAGGGCACCCCCACCUCCUCGUCUCAGCCGGGCCCGCAGCUGACCCAGGGCUCGCAGACGCUGCUGCAGCAGCAGCCGCCGCAGUCCACCACGCCGCUCAACACACCCAUGAAGUCGUGCGAGUUCUGCGGCAAGACCUUCAAGUUCCAGAGCAACCUGAUCGUGCACCGGCGAAGCCACACGGGCGAGAAGCCCUACAAGUGCCACCUGUGCGACCACGCGUGCACGCAGGCCAGCAAGCUCAAGCGCCACAUGAAGACGCACAUGCACAAGUCCUCGCCCAUGACGGUCAAGUCCGACGACGGGCUCUCAGGCACCAGCUCGCCCGAGCCGGGCACCAGCGAGCUCCUGGGCAGCGCCAGCAGCGCCCUCAAGUCAGUGGUGGCCAAGCUCAAGAGCGAGCGCAUUAUCCGCGAGAACGGCGAGGAGGCCGAGGAGGAGGAAGAGGAGGAGGAGGAAGAGGAAGAAGAGGAGGAGGAGGAGGAGGAAGGCGAGGAGGAGGAGCUGGAGAGUGAGUGUGGCGGCACCGGGAACGGCCGCAGCAACAGCUACCCAUUCGGCCUGAGCCUGGAGGCGGCGCGGCACCACGAGAACAACGGCAGCGGCAUCGGGCUCCACGGGCGGUCAGUGCUGGAGGACGGCAUCCCGCGCUCGCUGCCCGAGGUGAUGCAGGGCAUGGGCCUGGCGGCCAGCAUGCAGCAUUACAGCGAGGCUUUCCACGCACACAAGCGCGGCGCGCUCGGCCCCAACGAGCACAAUGACACCGCGCACCGGGACCUGUGUGACGGCGACUCGGCCAUGGAGUCGGACCGCGUGAACGAGGGCUGCGGCUCGGCCAUCAACGGCCGCGGCUCGUCCCCCAGCGAGGCGGCUGCCGCCGCCGUGGGCCUGAGCAAGAAACUGCUCCUGGGAAGCCCCAGCUCGCUCAGCCCCUUCAGCAACAAGCGCAUCAAGAUGGAGAAGGACCUGGACCUGCCCGCCAUGCCCACCAUCCCCAACUCGGAGAACGUCUACUCCCAGUGGCUGGCCGGCUACGCCGCUUCGCGCCAGCUCAAGGACCCCUUCCUGAGCUUCGGGGACUCCCGACAAUCGCCUUUCGCCUCGUCCUCUGAGCACUCCUCGGAGAACGGCAGCCUGCGUUUCUCCACGCCGCCGGGCGAGAUGGACUGCGGCGUGUCCGGCCGCAGCGGCACGGGCAGCGGCGGCAGCACGCCCCACUUGGGGCGGCCCGGCUCCAAGGACGGCCGGCGCAGCGACACGUGCGAGUUCUGCGGCAAGAUCUUUAAGAACUGCAGCAACCUGACAGUGCACCGGCGCAGCCACACUGGCGAACGGCCGUACAAGUGCGAGCUGUGCAACUACGCCUGCGCCCAGAGCAGCAAACUGACGCGGCACAUGAAAACGCACGGCCAGGUGGGCAAGGACGUUUACAAAUGUGAAAUCUGUCAGAUGCCUUUUAGCGUGUACAGCACCCUAGAGAAACACAUGAAAAAGUGGCACAGUGACCGCGCCUUGAACAGCGAAAUCAAAACUGAGUAGCGAGAAGUAAGGACAGUGCGAAAGGCACGUUUUUUCUUUUUAAUCCUUCUUCGCUAAAAGUAAAAAAACCCAUCUCUCCCGUGACGCCCUUGUAGAUUUGUCCUCCUACCCCCCUCUUCCUCUUUCGCUAGUCCAGUGGAAGCUAAGACAACGUGCUUGGCACCGGCACACUCUGUUUCAUUUACGUUGAAUGCAUGAUCUGUAUCGGGGCAAUACUAUUGCAUUGACGCAAAACUUCGAGCCUUUCUCUUGUGCAAUAAUUUACAUGUUGUGUACUUUUUUUUCUUUUUACUUUCCCUUUUUGAUAAUUAGACAGCAUGCAUGGUAUGUUUUUUGGCUAAUUUGAGAAAAAAGAAAAAAUUGUCCCUGGUUGGUUAGUUGUUAAGUAACUGUGUUGCUGUUUUCUUGUUCUGUUCUUUUAUUUAAAAAAAAAGAAAAAAAAGAAAGAAAAAAAGACCAUGCUGCAUACAUUCUGUAACACAUAUCAUGUACAGUUUUGUGUUGUAACAUGGAGGACAACAGUCUAACACUUAACCCUCUAUGGAUGGGUUGGGAAUCGCACUUAAAACUGAUCUUUCAAAAAGAUAUUCAGUCCACAUAGGGUGAAAAAAUUUGAAUUGGCCCCGUUACGAAUUUAAAAUCAGUGACAGCCUUUGCAAUUCUUUCAGAAAAAAAGAAGUAGUCAUUAAGAUUCAAUUUGUACUAUCAUUUGGUAAAACAAACAAAAGAAGAGUGCCUUGGAUAUCUUGAAACUGCAUUGGUUAAUAUUCCUAUCUACUAUAAGCUUGGAGUCUCAGAUAAAUACUGGAAAACGGAUCCAUUUGGUCCUCAAAAAGGUUCUUGCAUCAAGUACCUGACUGCUGCAGUCAACUGUGACUAAAGAAAGAGUAAUAGUAAUGAAAGAAUCUACGUAAAUUUCUAGUUAAUCAUCAUUUACCUACCUAUAAUAUUGUAUACCUUUUUUGAAAAUGCUGAGGUAUUUUGUUUGUUUUAUACACGGUACAUGCAGUAUUGUGUGGAAUCAAAUCUAGGUGUUAUUUCUUUGUAUUUAGAGGUACUGUGUUGACAGUGGUACAGGCUCUGAAUAGACGACAAUAAGCUGAUGUGACACUCUCUUGGGAGGUUUUUGCCUAUGUAGCCUCACUAGCACAUGUUAAUGUCUUGUUGAAGGCAAAAGUGAGAUGUGAAAGCAUGGUAAUGCUAUUGAAAAGCCAUGUCACUAGGAUCAAAACAAUCUAGGCUAGAUCUGGUCGAUGUCUCGCCUGGACAUUGGUCCCCAACAAUGCAUCUGAGCAAUUUUUUUUCUCUGUCAGUGAUGAUUAACUAAGAAUUUACCUGCAGGUCUAAAGAAAAAAAUGUGUUAGUCAUAGCCACAGUAUUUAUUCCUGAGUUCCCUUCAAAGAAAGAAAUGCGACGCAAAAUAUGGCAAGAAAAAGAAGUGAAAAUCCAUUUUUUUCUCCAUAUUUCAUAUGCUGUGUGCUAUUUUGUGUUUGACAUUCUGGAGGAGAGCUCUAUUCAUCGUUGAGUUACAGCAUCCACCCACAGGUGAUGGUGAGAAAGCACUUGUCACUCGGCCCCGACAGUCUGUAUCGCUUGCUCUGAUUGGUGGUACAGAAGCUGAGUAUAAAAAUGUAAACUGCUUGCUUAUAGGACAAAAAAGUGCACUGUUCAAUUUUCCCAGUUUACAGGUAUUCAUUUUUGUCAAGGGAAAAACGUAUUGUAAUGCUUACAAAUAAAAUUUACAAUGUCAUUUUUUAUUAUCAUAAUGAGGAUUAGGGACAGAGAGAAUUUGCUGCCACCCCACUUGCCCCCCCCUACCCCCCCCCCACCCUCGACAGACACUCCAAGAGAGAGCCCCACUCCAUGACAUAUCUGUACGGUGCCCAGGGCAUAAACUCCUUCGCUAGACCAUGAACGAUUGAAAAAAGUAAAUAAAAGAAAAACACUUGCUGCUUACACUGCAAGGACAUUUUUUGUACAAAUCUUUUUUUAAGUAUAAAUAUUAAAAAAUGACUUUUUGAAAUAACACUUCAUUAUCUUAUUAGGGGAAACUAUAUUUAAGUUUGUUGUUGUUUCUCUUUCCUCUCUUUGUCUUGGUGGUGUACAAGACUCGAUCACGGUAUAUAUUAAAAUGGGAAAAAAAUCUGUGACAGUUUUUUUUUUGUUUUGUUUUUGCCUUGGCUCUUCACAGGUCUUCAGGUCGAAUUAAACUUGCAUUGGGGAAAGGUUUAAGAUUAUAUAUAAAUAUAUAAUAGAGAUCUUAAAUAUAGGAAAAUGCACACUCAUGUCAAUUCCUAUGCUAAAACACAUUUAUGGUCUACUUUUUCUGUAUUUCUAGAAUGGUAUUUGAAUUAAAUGUUCACCUAGUGUAGCCACUAUAGUAUUUAUAUUGAGGCUUGUAUUUUUAACUGUUGCUUGUUCUCUCUAAAAGGUAUUAUUGUACCUUUUUUGGUAGUGGAAAAAAACAACAAGCUGCCACGGUAUAUUUUUUUAAUUUGGCAGGAUAAUAUAGUGCGAAUUAUUUGUAUGUUUAAAAAAACAACGGAAAAAAUCCAAUAAAAAACAUAUGUGGCAUUGUAUAAAGACAGGCCAUGAGAUGGUCACUCCUGGAGGAGUCCUUUGCGAAUGUCCACACUAGCUAAAACAGGUGGUUGUACAUAUCUUCUGUUGGUUUGUUUUUAUUUUCUUUUGUUUUUUAAAAAAAUUCUCCUCUGCUGCCAUUAUGUAAUGCAGUAAUGCAAGCUGAUGUUGGGUUGUUCUGUAGUGUGCUUUCCUGUCCUUUCACCUAUUCCCCUGACUACAUUCCAGCAUCUUAAAGAAAACAAAAAACUUCAUAUGCAGUAAAGACCAGUAAAUAAAUGACAAACAUGGAAAAAAUAAACAAAUUACAAAAAAGAAUCAAUGUUUUGCAGGUUUUUUUUUCAUUGCCAAAUCCUAAAUGGUGCUUUAUAUUUAGAUUGGGACGACUUUCAUAUGCAAAGCAUAUUUAAAAAUGAUAUGGAUCUAAUGGGUAAGGCCGCUUUAGUUGAUACUUUUUUGUAAAUGGCAAUGCGGAAUAUUUUGUUAUCAGCCUUUUCUAUUCUUGUUCUGAAAGCUGUUUGUUGUAACUUGAACUUGAACUUUAUCUUUUACAAUGGGAGUCACUAUUUAUUAUUACUUGUGUGCUCUGUUCAAAACAGAAGCAUAGAAUGGAUCUUUUUUUGUUGUUUUCAUUUUUUGGGUUGUUAUUAUUUUCUUUUUUUUAAAGAAUGGCCAAAGGUCAUUGACAAAUCUUGCUUUUUUGUUUCUAGUCUAUGUUAAGUUUUAUUGGAGAAACCACUGUCUGUGUUUUCUGGCAGUUGUCUGCAUUAUCCUGUUCACACACCCAUUUUGUCCCUUUAUUGAAAAACAAUUAAUAAAAAAAAAAUAAAGUA